AAGUCAGGAAAAGCAUUCAAAUCACUGACAGUCAAGGUGACAAUCAGCUUGACAUAGAGCACUUUCCUUCUCAAACAAGGCAUAUUUUCUGUGGCAGAAGGUGGAACACAGAAAGGAAAGGAGCACCUGUGACCUGGACUGACCCCAACACUGAAUACCCAAGUUCAGGACAAGGACUGAAUCCUCCUUUCUCCUUUUCCAAGACUAAAUCAUCCUCCUGACCCUUCUGCUGUGGGGCUAUUACCUUCAUAGUAGGAGUACUUCCACCUGAUUCCUCUAUACCAGCUCCACCCCCAACCCCUUCCCUCAGGAUCCAACCUAAGGCUCUGGGUGUCAGAACAAAAGUGAAAGGAAACAUGAGUUCAGAGGAGUCCGAGCAAUCUACAGAUCUGGAUGCUUACGACAUGUCACAUGCCCUCCUGGCUCUGACCCUGUGUAACACCAAGGACCGAGCAGGAUCAGAAACUGAUAUCAAGGCACUGGAGCAGAUGUACAAGGCCCUGGGCUUUCAGAGCACAGUGAAGAGGAACCUUACAGCUAAGGGUUUCUGGGAGGAGCUGGAGAAGUUCAGAGAUGACAUGGAGAAGAUGGAAGACCCAGUGAGCUGCUGCUUUGUGGUACUCAUGGCACAUGGCGAGGAAGGCAUCCUGCUAGGGGUUGAUGGCAAAACCAUUAUGUUGGAGGAACUCUUUUCUAUGCUCACUAACAAGAAUUCCCUGGCUCUUCGGGGCAAGCCCAAGGUGUUCAUUGUACAAGCCUGCAGAGGAGAACAGAAAGAUCCUGGUGAGGUGGUUCGACCAGCAGAGAGCGGAGGGAAUGUCUUCUUGUCAAGUGAACAGCCUCCCAAGCUCCCAACCUACACAGACAUCCUGCAUGUCUUUGCGACUGUGGAGGGAUACAUUGCCUAUCGGCAUGAGGAGGACGGUUCCUUUUUCAUCCAGACCCUGGUGGAUGUGUUCACAAAUAAUACAGGCCACAUCCUGGAUCUCCUGACUGAGGUAACCCAGCGCAUGGCUGCAGCUGACCUGAUAGAAGGAGGCAAGCCUAGGAAGGUGAACCCUGAGGUCCAGAGCACUCUCCGAAAGCUGCUGUAUCUGAGAUAGUGGGAAGGUUCUUGGAUUGAGGAGUCUUAACUUCCUGAGCCCAUGAAUUCAAGAGCUUGUGUCCAGAAGCCUUGGAAGGCCAGAGAAGUUGGAAUGUGCCUGUCUCCUCCACCCCUUCCAUGCCCAAAUGGUAGUUAUCCUCUUUCUCCAUUACUCACCAAGCACUUGGGCCCAGGUUCUAAUCCUCUCGCUUGCUUCACUCCGUCCAUUUGUUACCUAUCACUUCCCAUGUAGAAGAGGGCCUGAGAUCUAUGGGCAGCUAGAGCCCUUGAAUCUUUAUUUCAUAGACUCCUAGGAUCCUUUCAAAGAUCAUUGAUUUCACUGACACUAACCCAUAUUUCCAAUAUGUCCCACCUUAAUAGAGAAAGUCUCUUUAGUCUUUCUUGUCCCCUGAGAGCCAUUCUCUAGUGAUAGUUGUCUGCUUGUAGCUAGUGGUCCAGUUCUCAAAACAUAUUCCUGCUUGGUAAAACACUCACUCUGCUGGCAUAACCUGUAAGACCAAGGGAUCACAUUAAAAAUUCAAGACAUUUGUAAAUUUUAUCUAUGUGGAUCUUCCCUCCACCACAAUGCAGACUUCAAGUAAAAUCCCAGUCAAAAAACAAAAAUCACCAUCACCAGAAAACACAUCUGCUUCUGGUGGGCCUCUCUAAUCACACAGUUGGGUUAAUAACCACUAGUCCCACCUCCUCAAAGCCUUCUCAGAUUAUUCCAGUCCAUAAUGAUCAUGCCUCUUCUGACUUAACACACAUCUGUCCCCUAUGUGUAGCAUUAUAUGCUUGAUUAGAUACUGUCUUGAAUGGUUUUCUAUAUGCAUCCUAAUUACAAUAAUAAAGAUGAUAACUCCAUUUCUAUUGCAAUAAUGAUUUACAAAAUGUUUUCAUUAAAUGACUGUAUGCUGGA
Sarcophilus harrisii (Tasmanian devil) is the source of this 2003-nucleotide messenger RNA. It is a transcript of the gene CASP14, whose product is annotated as caspase 14. Gene Ontology annotation, biological process: proteolysis. NCBI's taxonomy places the organism in Eukaryota, Metazoa, Chordata, Mammalia, Dasyuromorphia, Dasyuridae. Gene Ontology annotation, cellular component: cytoplasm. The transcript is spliced from 7 exons. The record is from RefSeq and is a predicted model, not a curated record. The coding region runs from base 357 to 1103 and encodes 248 amino acids.